Lecanosticta acicola is the source of this 2350-nucleotide messenger RNA. The record is from the annotation of a GenBank genome assembly. NCBI's taxonomy places the organism in Eukaryota, Fungi, Ascomycota, Dothideomycetes, Mycosphaerellales, Mycosphaerellaceae.
AUGCGUAGCCUCGAUGAGGCUCGACUAAGCUGGCAAGAGCUCCAGCAAUACAAGGACCUUGGCGAGCUGAAGCAAGCCGUACGCCUUGAAGCAAACGCUUCUAUCGCAACAAGCGGGCUGAGAUCUGCUUGCUGGAAGGCUUUCCUCGUAUUCGACACCCUCGAUGUGACGGAAUGGCAGCGUACACUGUCUUCAUCACGCUCUGCGUACAAUUCACUGCACUCUCACUUCUUCCGAUAUAUCGAAAAUCCGGACGAUGUAGGGGCAAACUUUGACCCGCUGAGUCAAGAUUCAGAGGUAUGUGUCACAUGGAACGCAGAUCCCAACUGCAAAAGCUGCGAUUCCUUGUCUCUGACGGAAAGCUAAGAGUUCAAUCAAAGUCAUCCCCUUGGUCACAAGUACAGAAAGAUCAAGAAUUGCGCGCUGAGAUCUUGCAAGAUGUCGAGCGUUGUAUGCCUGAGAAUCCCUAUUUUCGGCAACCGGAGACGCAGAUGAUGUUGCUUGAUAUUCUCUUUGUGUUCUGCAGGUUGAAUCCGGAUGUUGGGUAUCGGCAGGGUAUGCAUGAGAUUGCGGCACCCAUUCUCUGGGUCGUUGAGCGCGAAGCUAUUGAUGUGGGCCGGACCAGCAAGGCUCUAGGGGAGGAUGGUAUUAUCAAGAUGGUCUUCGAUGCUGAACACAUUGAACAUGACACUUUUGCGAUUUUCGGGCAGGUAAUGCAGAGUGCCAAGACAUUUGUGAGUUUCAUCUUCUUCUCCGAUAUGAGACCAAAUUGUCCGCUGAUCCUGAGCAGUACAUAUCGGAGGGACCAGUGUCAAUAGCGUCGAGGAGCCGCCGUAUUUUCGAUGAGCUCUUGCCUAAGGUCGACCCUGACUUGAAGAAAUACGUCGAGAGUCUGGACAUACCUCCUCAGGUCUUCCUCAUCCGAUGGAUUCGGCUCCUGUUUGGCCGAGAGUUCGACUUCGAUGGCGUACUCACUCUGUGGGAUGCCAUCUUUGCAGAGGAUCCUACGCUUGAGCUCGUAGAUCACGUCUGUAUCGCGAUGCUGCUCCGAAUACGCUGGCACUUGCUCGAUGCCGAUUACAAUGCGGCAUUAGGACUACUACUCAAGUAUCCUGAGCAGGACAAGGAGUUCCCACCUCAGACCUUCGCAUUGGAUGCGUUGUAUCUGACGACCCACAUGACUUCUGAAGGCGGCAGCUAUCUGGUUCUGAAGUAUACUGGGAGACCGCUGGUAACAGGGAGACCCACCACACCACCCGCGCUGCAGAGAAACAUCACCACCUACGCUAUCCACAACUCAGAUCGUCGGAGCAGGCUGUCGCCGCCUAGAACACCUCGUCAAUCACGAAACAUUGAGGCAAUGCUCCAAAACACCGCGAAGAACAUUUACGCACGAGGCGAGAAGCUUGGCAUUGGGAAGGCAGUCCGCAGCGCCGUCGAUGAAGUUCAUAAGAAGGCUCAAGAAAUUCGAGAUGCGCAGACUCCCUCGCCCGCGCGAGCAGGUCACGAACCCCUGCUUGGAAGAGUCAAAGAACUCGAGUCACGAAACGAACGGCUCUCGCAAUUACUGUCUGGUGCUGUGAAUGAGCUCUGGGAAUACCAAAAGCUCGUCACUGAAGCUCACACGAAAGAGGAGGGUAAUGUGCAAGCAGAUCCGGGUGUCGUGGAAAAGCUCAGUGCGGCGAUCGCAAAAGUCCAAUUUGUGCAGGUCUAUCUGGCCGAGCCGACGCUAUCGUUGCCGGACGACGAAUCACGACCGUCGACCGCGCAAACCAGUAUGGAAGCGAUAUCCAUACCUCAGACUAACGAACCUCUGUCACCCUCGGACGUGGAAGAGAAACGCGAGGUGACAAAGGACACACAAUCUCCUCCCAAGAGCUUUGCUCAAGCCUUUCCUACCUCACCCACAACUGCCGGUCUAGCCGAUCCUUCGACCUUCGAAGACUUUGCGGAGCCCGGUCCAGCUUUGAACACGGCGGACGCAGCUCUGUUUUCUACCAACGAUACAGUCUCCCAAUCGACAGCACCAGUUCAUAACCCCGGUAGCAACAACACAAUAGAAAAAACACCUCCUAUCAUUGAACCCACCAAAACCAAACCUCCCCGACCUACUCUCGGAGAAAGUCCGUUUUCUUUCAUGCUAGGUCAGGGUUCCGAAACUUCUCCCCAUGGGAAUCCCGCUGGUUCUCCGCGCGCACGUGAGAGAGGGCUCUUCGGUGGCGGGGAUGAGCGGAGUCAGAGUUCCACUCAGAAGCAGGAAGCUAAGGAUCCAUCGAAUGGUCAUGGUAGUGGUGAUGAGACGCAAUUUGAUAUGGGGAGUCUUCGCAGAGCGAGGGGGACGAAGCGAUGA